ACAACCGUUCUCUAGGCCUGCCACCAAUAUUUCGGCCCGAUGGGAUAACGCCCCAGAAAGUGAAACCCUUUGCAUCACGCACUAAUCUAUUCCUCUCAUCUCCGUCCAUAAAUCUACCAGCAGCGAAGCCUGACAUAGGCACUUGUUUGUUGGAUUACGGCCUAAAUACCCAGGAUCGCCAAAGAAGAUGAAGUUUGGCUCUGUCUGGUUUCUUCUGACUUCAAAACCCCAAAUAGCGACAAAAACCAUAUUGCCCAAAGAAAUGUGCCACCUGGGGUACAACAUUGAUACAUCUAGUCGGUACCGAAAACGCCUUGUGCACUUGGGGUGUUCAUCAUAAAUACUGAUACCGGAAAGAAACAGACAUGCUGCCCAUCGUUGCCUUGUUUGCCGUCCUGAUCAUUCUGGGAAUCAGACUCUUAAGAUGGAGACAGAAGACCUUUUCUUACUUCAAAGACAUCGGAAUUCCUGGGCCCAAACCAAACCUGCUUUGGGGAAACCUGAAGGAAUACCAUGAAAAGGAGUUAGUCCAGGCUGUGAAAAAAUGGUGCAAGCAAUAUGGUGACAUAUUUGGCUUCUACAAUGGAGAUGUUCCAAUGCUCGUGGUGCGUGACCUUGAAUUUUUGAAGUACGUCUUUGUCAAAAACUUCUCCAACUUCACUGACCGUGGCGUAACCAUGAGAACCGACGAGAUGCACCCAGUUGUUGGCCGAGGUUUGAUCCACGUGAAGGGCUCCGAGUGGAAGAACAUGCGUUCCUGCGUCACAUCGGCUUUCACCUCGCUCAAGCUCAAGCAGAUGAUGGAUCACAUCGCUGAGGGUGGCGACGUCUUCAUGGGCGUCCUCGGCGAGAUAGCCGACCAGGGCAAAGAGAUCAACAUGCUGAAGCCGUUCCAGGGUCUCACGAUGGACUACAUCGGUCGCGCAGCUUUCGGAAUCGACACAAGUUUUCAGAAGGACCUGAACAAUCCAUUUCUCAUCGCGGCGCAGCGCACACUGAGGGAAGUCAUGAUCGGUCCCUUUCACAUGCUGGCCCACUGUACAACCUCAUUUGGCCCUCUAGCUGCUCCAAUCCUUUGGUUGAGCCGGAUAUUUGGAAACUUCUCGUUUAAGACUUUUGGCGAACAGACGGCGAAGGUGAUUGAGAUCCGUAAAAAACAUCCAGAGCUACGAAGAAACGACUUGCUCCAGAAUCUCAUCGAUGCGGAGUAUGAGGAUCUUGCACCUGCGCAGACAUCCUCGGGUGAAGCAACAAACGGCAGUAUUAAAGUUGCUCGGAAAACCAGGGCAUUAUCUUCGGAAGAAGUAAUCAUGAACUCGACUGUCUUAUUCGUUGGAGGCUUCGACACAAGUGCAACCGCCCUCUCUUUCAUUACGUACGCUCUCGGCAAGUACCCAGACGUCCAGGAGAAGGUUAGGCAGGAAGUGAACGAGGUGCUCAACGAGGGUGGGUCGCUGGACUAUGAGGCUGUUACAAGAAAACUAAAGUACGUCAUACAGGUUAUCAAUGAGGCCAUGCGGAUAUGGCCACCCGGUCUCACGUUUACCACAAGGCAGGCGAGGGAAGAUUUUGAGUACCAGGGCAUCAAAUACAAGGCCGGGACUUGCAUCAUGUCUCCAGUGGCCGUGAUCCACAUGGACGAGAGGUUUUUUCCGGAUCCCACAAAGUUUGACCCUGACAGGUUCAGCGAGGAGAACGAAGGCAGUAUCCCGAAGUUGGCUUUCCAGCCUUUUGGAAUGGGUCCUCGAAACUGCCUGGGACUCAGGCUUGCUUAUCUCGAUCUUGCCUACACUGUUGCCAGGAUGGCGCAGAAUUUCCGCUGGGAACUCGGAGAAUCACAGAAGGGAGAAAUGCCUCUUGGACAGUACGGCAUGGUGGCGACUCCGGGAAGAGGACCUUGGAUUGUCUUCCACAGAUUAUGAACUCUAGAGCAAGCCCAACAAUAUACAACUUUCUCCGUUGCGUCCAUACGCCAGAAUUAGCUUUUUGGUUGAAGCUACACGCUACGU
Molecule: messenger RNA, 2009 nt
Organism: Ixodes scapularis (black-legged tick)
Lineage: Eukaryota; Metazoa; Arthropoda; Arachnida; Ixodida; Ixodidae
Product: cytochrome P450 3A14
Exons: 16
Coding region: 366-1922 (518 amino acids)
Molecular function (GO): monooxygenase activity; heme binding; oxidoreductase activity, acting on paired donors, with incorporation or reduction of molecular oxygen
Source: RefSeq, a predicted model, not a curated record